GUAAUGGCAAGACGGAGCACAGCCUGAUGAACUUUUUGAAGAGACAAGGGCCGAAUGCGAAGUACAUUCUGACGGUUUGCACUGGGUCGUGGAUCCUGUCUAGCACGGGGCUCCUGGAUGGGAAACGCGCCACGUCGAACAAAGAAAUGUUCAAUGUGAUCGAGGAGGAUACCAAGGACCUUCCCAUAACCUGGAUCCCCAAAGCUCGAUGGGUCGCCACAGAAGACAAGAAAAUCUGGUCGAGUUCAGGUAUCACCGCUGGAAUGGAUCUGGCGUACGCGUUUCUGGAGUAUCUCACUGGCAAAGGACCCGCGGAUGCUGCUGCAGGGUUCUUGGAGAUGAUGGUAAACGGGGAGGGGGAUGAUCCGUUUGCGGCCAAGUAUGGGUUAGUCUGAGUUAUAGCUCGUUAGUCUGUCACCGUUUGCUACAAAAAUGUAACUCACUUUCUGCCUAUUAUUCAUCGUACUCCAGAGG
Desarmillaria tabescens is the source of this 474-nucleotide messenger RNA. Its product is annotated as class I glutamine amidotransferase-like protein. NCBI's taxonomy places the organism in Eukaryota, Fungi, Basidiomycota, Agaricomycetes, Agaricales, Physalacriaceae. Gene Ontology annotation, biological process: regulation of DNA-templated transcription. The record is from RefSeq and is a predicted model, not a curated record. The coding region runs from base 27 to 395 and encodes 122 amino acids. The transcript is spliced from 3 exons.